Hermetia illucens (black soldier fly) is the source of this 3762-nucleotide messenger RNA. It is a transcript of the gene Kif3C, whose product is annotated as osmotic avoidance abnormal protein 3. The record is from RefSeq and is a predicted model, not a curated record. Lineage: Eukaryota; Metazoa; Arthropoda; Insecta; Diptera; Stratiomyidae. Gene Ontology annotation, biological process: microtubule-based movement. The transcript is spliced from 7 exons. Gene Ontology annotation, molecular function: microtubule motor activity; microtubule binding; ATP binding. Bases 803 to 3598 code for a protein of 931 amino acids.
CUGCCCCCAAAUCCUUGACCUUUAGUUCGCACGCCUACAUACCUUUGGUCCGCGCUGAUCAAGAACUGGAGACCGUGGUCUGUAACCUUAAACAGUGGGAGCUUUCUGCUUAAAAUUCCUUGGAAAUCUCUUUGAAAAGUUGCUGCUUUUGAUAUUCAAAACUUUCUCGAUGGGAAGUGGGGGGCAUUGAGGACUUGCAAUAUUAGCUCACCCCCUACUUGUACCGAUAGUAGAAUCAUAUGUACCGAAGGAAUAUUUUGCAUGACUGCUCAAUUGACCCCCUCCAUUUAAGAGCCUCGGCCUCACGAUGAGUACUAUAGAUAGUACGUGCCUCCCUUUAAUGGAUAGAGCAUUCUGCAGGCCAGAAUUUAUUGCUCAUGAUAAUAGGUUUUCCCUUCACUGAAACAAUGAGUCAAUUGAGGAAAUAUUGACCCAGGGUGGUUGUCAGUUUAAAAAAUAGAAGGUUUUGGGUUGAAGUACAAUAGAUAAAGUAGUCAUUGGAAAUGCUGGCUAAUAUAGAGAAGUAUUUGUGUGGAAAGGGUAGGCCAUUGUCCAUUUCUUAUUAAUAGCUCGAUAGUGGCAAGCGACAUGAGAAAGCAUCAGAGGAUGUACUUGAAAAAAAUAUAAUAAAAUAUUUUAGUAUUUUGUCUCCCCAGUACCUGUUUGUUGUAUAGUUUCUCUUAAAAAUACGAAAUAAAAAUUAGUAGAAAUUUGAACAUAGUGAAUAGAUAAAGUGUAAUAAAGUGUUGUUGAUUAAUAACUGAAAUUCUACGAAGAGCCAACCAAUUUUAAUAACGAAACAAUGGCUGAGAACGUGCGUGUAGUUGUCCGGUGCCGACCCAUGAGUCAAAAGGAGUUAGAUGCACAUUGUAAGAAUAUCGUGCAAAUAAAGGACUGCAUGGUGAGCCUUGAAAAUCCAAAUGAUCUCUCAACCCCGGCUAAAAGCUUCACAUAUGAUAGUGCCUAUGGUGCCAAUGCGCCCACUGAAGCUUUAUACAACGACAUUUGUUAUUCUCUAGUCGAGAAUGUCCUAGAAGGAUACAACGGUACGAUUUUCGCCUAUGGACAAACUGGCUGUGGAAAAUCCCAUACAAUGCAAGGUCCAGAAAUAGUACGUGAUACCACAAUCGGAAAUGAUAAUGAUGUUGUUUCCACAUUAACAUCACAACGCGGCAUAAUAUCACGAUCUUUUGAUCAUAUUUUCGAGGCAAUUUCAGUUGCAACAGGUGUACGAUAUCUGGCUCUAGUCAGCUAUCUAGAAAUCUAUAAUGAAAAUCUUCGAGAUCUACUAAACCCGGACGAUAGCUCAACCAAUAUUCAACUUAAGGAAAUACCAGGUGAAGGGAUCAUUGUACAGAAUCUCUCAACACAUACUGUCCACAAUUCUCAGGAAUGUGAUGCUUUACUUAGGCAAGGGAACAAAAAUCGAGUUGUUGGAGCGACCCUCAUGAAUGCCGGUAGCUCGAGAUCGCACUCAAUUUUUACGAUAAGUCUGGAACAGAUUCAAAUUCAAGAUAACAGUAAUCCCGUUGAAUCCAACAAUACUCCCGGAAUUCGAAAGGGAAAACUGAACUUGGUGGACUUGGCAGGCUCUGAACGCCAGAACAAGACUGGAGCUACUGGUGAACGACUAAAAGAAGCCACUAAAAUCAACCUUUCUCUAUCCGCAUUAGGAAAUGUUAUCUCCGCCCUAGUCGAUGGAAAAACGAAGCACAUUCCUUACCGAGACUCAAAACUGACACGUCUCCUACAAGAUUCACUCGGGGGUAAUACCAAAACCCUCAUGAUUGCCUGCAUUUCACCGGCUGAUUAUAACUACGAUGAGACCCUGUCGACUCUGCGAUACGCCAGCCGAGCCAAAAAUAUACACAAUAAACCCGUAAUAAAUGAAGAUCCAAAAGAUACUAUGCUUCGUGAAUACCAGCAAGAGAUCAUCCAACUUAAAAAACUCUUAGAGUCAAGUGAAAAGGGUAUCCCUCCCAACAAGACUGGUCCUGAUUCGGCGGAACGUGAGAAAUGGCUAGCAAUCGAGCGAUCCAAGUUACGUGCUGAGUAUGAAAAGGAAACCAUGCGCCUGAAAUCUGAACACGAGGUUCAACAAAAAGAAAAGGAAGAUCUAGUCCGAAGUAUGGAACGCCUUAAAACGCAUUACGAACAGCAACUUAAGGACCUGAGCCAUGUAAUCAACAACCCCAAUAGCAACGUUGUCGAAAUUAACAACAACUCAAUUGAGAGCAGCAAUGGGACUUCCAUCGUAAAUCCACCCUUAAAUUCGGACUCUGAUAGAGUAAUAAGACGCGAAAUGAUACAACAAGAAGCUCUUAAUCGAAUUGAAGCAAUAAAAAAUGCCCUAAUAGGAGGCGAACGUGCCAAUGAUGCGCAAUUGAAGGAGCGACGUAUCAAAAGGAAGCUUGCCGCCCAGCGGCGACUAAGUGCCCUGGCUCAAGUUUUGAGCCGCGUGGAAGAAUCAUCAGAUCGUGAUCUUCUGCAGGAACACUAUAGCGACAUACAACAUGAAUUAAAAGUUAAGACUGAUGCAUUGAAACAAUGCAGAAUGAAGGUACGAGCACUUGAAAGGGAGGUAUCCGAUUUACAAUCUGAAUUUCAAUUGGAUCGAGCAGAUUACCUAGAGACCAUUCGUCGUCUUGAAAAGAACUUAAAAUUUUAUCAACAGAUAAUGGACAAAGCCCUGCCGAUACUAAGAAAGGAUGGCAAAUAUUGGGAUCUUGACCAAAUCCAAGCCGAUUCAUUUUGGAAUGAUGAUAGUAAAAAAUGGCGACUACCUGAAGAUAUGAUGCAUCGGUUUCGAUUGCCACCAGCAACUGCUUCCUCUGCAGCUGUUACACCAAAGCGUCCACUUGGCGGUAAAUUAGGUCCAGAUCAUGGUCAGGAAUGCAACUCGGACGAGAACUCACAAGGUGGAGAGGGACCUAACGAUGAGGAAAACCAGCAGGACAUAGCAGACUAUUACUUUCGACCAAAAAGAGCAGCCGAAUUGAUGCAUCAACGGAAAGGUUUUUAUAAUUGGAAAGGUUUCAGUAGUGCUCAUAACUCUAGAAGAUUGAAACAUGAAACAGAAUUCACGGCUCGGCAUUCUCGUCAACAAUCAGGGAAUCCGGCAUCGUCCUGGUAUGCAAAAUCAGCCAGAAAAGCAAUAACUUCAUCUCCUACUUCACCGCCCUCAUCGGCAGCCCCACAGUCGGCCGCGCCAUAUCAUCAUCACUCCUCAGGCAAUAACAACAUGAUCGGCAGUUUUAAUUCUACAAAUGGCAUACCAUGGCUACCGACAACACACAAAACUUUGGACAAUUUAACGGAGGAACUGCUGGCACAUGGCACCGGGUUGAAAUCGGCUGGAACAGGGAAUAUACAAGGCAGACAAAAUUUAGCGCAUUCCAGUAAUGGAUUAAAUAAGAAUGUUGACAAUUUGCAGAUAGUAAAUGUACGAGCGGAAAAGGAGAUACCGAUGGGGCAAACACAACAACAACUUUUACCCUCCUUACGGAUUAGAUCAACGGAUCGUUUGAUACUAUUGGGACAACAGCGCAAGCCACGACAUUUAAGGGCGUUGCAUCAUAUUAGGAAGGCGAAUACAUAGUGCAAAUGGCUGGAUAUUCUGUCGCAGAAUACGAUAUACUGAAUAUGGGUGCCACAUUUGAAACUAGCUCUUUGCACGACAAGAUUUUUGUUUUUUAUAUUUUUCAUGUUGGUGAAUAAAUACAUGAAUUCUGUACAAAAAUUCAAUUAAGGAAAUAUAUAAAG